Thunnus maccoyii (southern bluefin tuna) is the source of this 579-nucleotide messenger RNA. RefSeq names its product myosin, light chain 2b, regulatory, cardiac, slow (gene myl2b). Gene Ontology annotation, cellular component: myofibril; cytoplasm. The record is from RefSeq and is a predicted model, not a curated record. NCBI's taxonomy places the organism in Eukaryota, Metazoa, Chordata, Actinopteri, Scombriformes, Scombridae. The transcript has 6 exons. Bases 49 to 504 code for a protein of 151 amino acids. Gene Ontology annotation, biological process: muscle cell fate specification; cardiac muscle contraction; heart development. Gene Ontology annotation, molecular function: calcium ion binding.
AAGAAAGCAAAGAAGAGAGCAGAGGCAGCAAGCUCCAAUGUGUUCUCCAUGUUUGAACAGGCCCAGAUCCAGGAGUUCAAAGAAGCUUUCACUAUCAUGGACCAAAACAGAGACGGUUUCAUUGACAAGAAUGACCUGAGAGGCACUUUCGCAGCUUUAGGCCGUAUAAAUGUCAACCAAGAAGAGCUUGAUGAGAUGAUGAUGGAGGCACCAGGCCCAAUCAAUUUCACAGUCUUUCUCUCCAUGUUUGGAGAGAAACUAAAAGGCUCUGACCCAGAGGAUACCAUCCUCAAUGCUUUCAAAGUCUUUGAUCCUGAAGGAAAGGGAACGUUAAAUAAAGACUAUGUGUCAGAGAUGCUGAUGACCCAAGCAGACAGGUUCUCUGCUGAAGAGAUGGAACAGAUGUUUAUAGCAUUCCCGCCAGAUGUAGCGGGAAACCUGGAUUACAACAACCUGGUCCACAUCAUCACACAUGGAGAAGAGAAAGACCAAGACCAAGAAUAGAUCGAUUUUUAAACCAGUGGGUCAUGUUUGUGCUGAGAUGCCCACAUGUGCAUGAUCACGCAGAUGACAGCAGAA